AGGCAGCAGGGGUAUAGGGUUUCUUUCUCUCUUUUUUUCUUUCGGCCGACACUCGUGAGAGAGAAACAGAGCGCAAUGGCGCAGUCGCUGGAGCUGCUGCUGAUCCAAUUCUUGAUGCCGGACAACGACGCCCGGCGGCAGGCGGAGGAGCAGAUAAAGCGGCUGGCGAAGGACCCGCAGGUGGUGCCGGCCCUCGUCCACCACCUCCGCACCGCCAAGACCCCCAACGUCCGCCAGCUCUCCGCCGUCCUCCUCCGCAAGAAGAUCACCGGCCAUUGGGCUAAGCUCCCGCCCCACGUCAAGCACUCCGUCAAGUCCGCCCUCAUCGAGAGCAUCACCGUCGACCCCAGUUCUCCAGUGAGGCGAGCAAGUGCCAAUGUUGUGAGUGUCAUUGCUAAGUAUGCCGUCCCAGCUGGGGAGUGGCCUGAUUUAUUACCUUUUCUUUUCCAGUGCAGCCACAGUGCGCAAGAAGACCAUAGAGAAGUGGCUUUGAUCCUUUUCAGCUCUCUAACCGAAACAAUUGGCCCUACAUUUCAAUCUCAUUUGUCAGAUUUACAACCUAUUCUGCUUAAAUGCUUACAAGAUGAGACUAGCACUCGUGUGAGAGUUGCUGCUCUAAAGGCGGUUGGGUCUUUGAUAGAGUUUAUCAAUGAUGGAGCCAAUGUAGUAAAGCUGUUUCGAGAAUUUAUUCCUAGUAUUUUAAAUAUCUCACGGCAAUGUAUUGCUAAUGGUGAGGAAGAUGUUGCUUCUAUUGCUUUCGAAAUCUUCGAUGAGCUCAUUGAAUCUCCUGCUCCACUUUUGGGGGAUUCUGUAAGAUCUAUUGCACAAUUUUCGCUUGAAGUUUGCUCACGUCAGAGUUUGGAAUUAAACAUACGGCAGCAGGCAAUUCAGAUAAUAUCAUGGCUUGCAAAGUACAAAGCUUCCUUUCUGAAAAAGCACAAACUGGUCAUACCUAUUCUGCAAGUUAUGUGCCCUUUACUUACAGAAACAUCUUCUGGGGAAGAAGAUUCUGAUCUUGCAGCUGAUAGAGCUGCUGCAGAAGUCAUUGAUACAAUGGCUAUAAACAUACCAAAACAUGUGUUUCCACCAGUUCUUGAAUUUGCUUCUAUGAACUUUUGUCAUAUUGAUCCCAAGUACAGGGAGGCUUCUGUUACAGCAUUGGGUGUUGUUUCUGAAGGUUGUUUUGAGUUGUUAAAAGAUAAGUUGGAAUAUGUUCUAAAUAUUGUAUUAGGAGCUUUGAAGGACCAAGAACAAAUGGUAAGAGGAGCAGCAUCAUUUGCACUGGGCCAGUUUGCAGAACAUUUGCAACCUGAGAUUUUGUCUCACUAUGGCAGUGUACUUCCCUGCAUUCUAAAUGCUCUAGAGGAUCCAUCAGAUGAAGUAAAGGAAAAGUCAUACUAUGCCCUAGCAGCAUUUUGUGAGGACAUGGGUGAGGAAAUUCUUCCUUAUCUGGAUGCUCUAAUGGGAAGAUUAAUCACAACUCUCCAAAGCAGUCCACGUAAUCUGCAAGAAACAUGCAUGUCUGCAAUAGGCUCAGUAGCAUCUGCAGCUGAGCAGGCUUUUCUUCCUUAUGCGGAGAAGGUUCUUGAAUUAAUGAAAAGCUUUAUGGUUCUUACAAAUGAUGAGGAUUUGCGCUCACGAGCUAGGGCAACCGAAUUAGUUGGAAUGAUUGCAAUGGCAGUUGGACGUACAAGAAUGGAACCAAUUUUACCUCCUUUCAUUGAAGCUGCACUUUCUGGUUUUGCAUUGGACUUUAGUGAGCUCCGGGAAUACACUCAUGGAUUCUUCAGCAAUAUUGCUGAAAUAUUAGAUGAUGGUUUUACACAGUACCUACCACAUGUUGUUCCUCUAGUAUUUUCUUCAUGCAAUCUGGACGAUGGGUCUGCAGUGGACAUUGACGAUGCUGACAGUAUUGACAAUGGCUCUGGGGGUGUGUCUUCAGAUGAUGAUACAAAUGAUGAGCCAAGAGUUCGAAAUAUUAGCAUAAGGACAGGGAUCUUGGAUGAAAAGGCAGCGGCAACUCAAGCUAUUGGCUUGUUUGCACUUCAUACAAAGCAUUACUAUGCACCCUAUUUGGAGGAGUCAAUGAAGAUUUUAGUUAGACACUCUGGAUAUUUCCAUGAAGAUGUGAGGCUUCAGGCUGUGAUAGCUUUAAAACAUGUUUUGACAGCUGCACAGGCAAUUCCUUCGGGACACACUGAUGUUUCAGAAAAACAAAAGGAAAUUCUUGAUGCCACGAUGAAUAUCUGUAUCAAGACCAUGACAGAGGAUGAUGACAAGGAAGUUGUUGCUCAAGCAUGCAUGAGCACUGCAGACGUCAUGAAGUACUGUGGUUAUGCUGCAUUAGAGUCCUAUAUACCUAGGCUUGCUGAGGCAACCCUGACACUUCUACAUGGGGAAUCAUCUUGUCAACAAGUGGAGUCUGACACUGAUACUGAAGGUGAUAUCGAUCAUGAUGAAGUGCUCAUGGAUGCAGUAUCAGACCUCCUCCCUGCUUUUGCAAAGGCUAUGGCAUCCCAUUUUGAACCUAUUUUUGCCAAGUUAUUUGAUCCCCUCAUGAAAUUUGCAAAAGUUCCACACCCCCCCCAAGAUCGAACAAUGGUUGUUGCUUGUCUGGCUGAGGUUGCUCAGGAAAUGGGUGCUCCAAUUUCUGCUUAUGUUGAUAGAAUAAUGCCUUUAGUACUGAAAGAGCUUGCAUCAUCUGAGGCAACCAAUCGGAGGAAUGCUGCUUUCUGUGUUGGUGAGAUCUGUAAAAAUGGAGGUGCUCCCACACUAAAAUAUUAUGGAGAUAUACUUCGUAGUCUUUGGACAUUAUUUGGCGAGUCAGAGCCAGAUGAUGCUGUAAGAGAUAAUGCUGCUGGAGCAGUUGCAAGGAUGAUAAUGGUGCAACCCCAAUCUAUUCCUCUCAACCAGGUGUUACCAGUAUUUUUGAAAGCUUUGCCACUAAAAGAAGAUCGUGAGGAGUCAUUAACUGUCUAUGGUUGCAUUUAUAACCUGCUCUUAUCUUCAAAUGCCCAGAUUCUUCCGCUAGUGCCAGAUGUGGUCCAAAUUUUUGCUCAAGUUGUAGUAUCUCCUGCCGAGAGUGAUGAAGUUAAAGCGCAGGUUGGCAUGGCUAUUUCUCACUUGAUAUCAGUCUAUGGUCAGCAAAUGCAACCUGUCCUGAGUGCUCUUUCACCUGCACAAGCUAAUGCAUUAGCAGCUUAUGCAAGUAAAAGGUGACAAUUGCGCGGACGGUAAAGCCCUUUGUCCUUAUUUAUGUUCUGCUGUGAAGGUAUUGAUUUGGGUGAAACUCUGCUCUGAACCAUCAAAAGAUUUUAGAACUGUUUUAGUCAUGUUGCCAUGAGAACAUAUAGCAGGAUCAGAAAUUCUGACCGGCUUCAUCAUGCUCCUCUUCAUGCUUCAUGCGUUAGUGGACAUUGAGCUGGCUGGAAGGAGGAAAAUCCGCUCUUCAACAUCGUGGUCGCAUUCGAAUUUUUGGUCGUGUCCGGCUUAAGCAACACUUAUAUCUUACCUUUAUUUUCAGUUUCAGGAGUUCCAGCUUGUGGUCAUUGUUUUAUCUUAGUCUGGGUGAUGUGCUGAACAUAUCAAUUUUUGCCAUUAUUCUUUAUUGCCUUUUGAGAUUUUUUAUUUAGGUGGUGAUUUUUUUUUCUUUUGGUCUAUAGAAUCAAAAGACCACAAAUCCAUGUGACGGGUAUUGAGUUUUGUGAUCAGUCUGUGUUUUUGCCUCUGUUUGAGAUUUCUCUAUUCAAUUUUUGUUGUAUAUAAUUCUGUAAUCAAAAAAUUAUAAACUAUAUUUUUUUUAUAUAAAUUGUGUUGUUUCUGACU
Molecule: messenger RNA, 3825 nt
Organism: Elaeis guineensis (African oil palm)
Lineage: Eukaryota; Viridiplantae; Streptophyta; Magnoliopsida; Arecales; Arecaceae
Product: probable importin subunit beta-4
Biological process (GO): protein import into nucleus
Molecular function (GO): small GTPase binding
Source: RefSeq, a predicted model, not a curated record